This is a messenger RNA of Balaenoptera musculus (blue whale), 317 nucleotides long. RefSeq names its product 40S ribosomal protein S21-like. Gene Ontology annotation, biological process: endonucleolytic cleavage in ITS1 to separate SSU-rRNA from 5.8S rRNA and LSU-rRNA from tricistronic rRNA transcript (SSU-rRNA, 5.8S rRNA, LSU-rRNA); endonucleolytic cleavage to generate mature 3'-end of SSU-rRNA from (SSU-rRNA, 5.8S rRNA, LSU-rRNA); translation. Gene Ontology annotation, cellular component: ribosome; cytosolic small ribosomal subunit. Bases 30 to 317 code for a protein of 95 amino acids. NCBI's taxonomy places the organism in Eukaryota, Metazoa, Chordata, Mammalia, Artiodactyla, Balaenopteridae. The record is from RefSeq and is a predicted model, not a curated record. Gene Ontology annotation, molecular function: structural constituent of ribosome. The transcript has a single exon.
AUCGUGGUGCCACCAGACGCUCCCUCAACAUGCAGAACGAUGCCGGCGAGCUUGGGGGCCUGUACAUGCUGCGGAAAUGCUCCGCCGGCAACCGCGUCAUCGGCGCCAAGGACCAUGCGUCCAUCCAGAUGAACGUGGCUGAGGUUGACAAGGUGACAGGCAGGUUCAAUGGCCAGUUUAAAACCUACGCUAUCUGCGGGACCAUUCGCAGUAUGGGUGAGUCAGAUGACUCCACUCUCCAACUGGCCAAGGCAGAUGGCAUCAUCUCAGAGAACUUCUGCCUAGAGAGGAACCUGGGUGUGGAAUGUUUGUCAUAA